Molecule: messenger RNA, 3415 nt
Organism: Tachysurus vachellii
Lineage: Eukaryota; Metazoa; Chordata; Actinopteri; Siluriformes; Bagridae
Gene: tmem54a
Product: transmembrane protein 54a
Exons: 6
Coding region: 160-879 (239 amino acids)
Source: RefSeq, a predicted model, not a curated record
UAGAGCCGCCCUACAGGUACAGGGCGUGGAGCAAUAAGGCGGAAAACAACAAAACAUGGCACUUUUCUUUAGAGUAAGCUGAAAAACAUGGGCUCUUUAGAGGCUUGAAGAUGACCUAAAGCAAAAAAAAAAAAAAUAAUCUGUCGCUAUAACGUCAAUAUGGGUGUGUGCUGUCGUAGCCUGAAGGAUACCAAGGUCCUGAUGAAAAUGGGCUUGGGUCUGGUGCUGGUGGGUCACUUGAACUUCCUUUUGGGGGCGCUGGUGCACGGCUCCGUGCUGCGUGACGUCAAAGUGAACAGUCAGACCUCCGCCCUCAAGUACGCCAUCUCCAACAUCAUCGCCAUGGUUGCUGGCCUCGUGGCAGUUACUGGUGGGAUAUCAGCCAUCGCACUGUCGAAGAACAUGCAGAACCAGACGCUGAAAUGGCUCUUGUUGGCGGUCAGCAUCGUGAUCUGUAUGCUUGGCACAGCCGCCGCCGUCAGCGUCUUAGUCUCCAUUGUUAUGGCCAUCGACAACGAUGGCUUCAGUCUGCUGACGCAGUGCAACCUGAACGGAACGCUCAACACGUACAGCAUCACCUACGAGUGUCCGUUCGACCCCACGCGCGUUUACGGGACGACACUGACCCUUUGGGGUUUGAUUAUUGUCAUGUCGUUGAUGGAGGUGGUGUUUUCUCUGCGCUGCUUCCUUGCCUGCACCAGUUUCCUGCGUCUCCCCUGCCCCUGGAGCAAGACCCCGAAAAAACGCAGGGUGCGUAUACGGACGCCGAAUAGCUCCGUCCCGUCGUCUCCCGUCCCCUUCCCCGACGAGGAGGAUCCUGCAGAGCGUCAUGAUCUUCUCAGUACAUCCUCACCCACUGAGGUAAACAGUUGGAUGUGAGAUCGAGCUCCAGUCACAUCUACGGGUUCAGAUCAUCUCCCAGUCUUUGGUCAGAACCCGGAACAAAUCCAGCAGAAAGAGACGGAAUGGGUUCAAAUCUCCUGCUAAAAAUGAGAAACGAAGUACAGCAUCAAAUAAAGUACUUGCUGGAUCUCGACUCAAACUGAGACUUAAGUAUAAAUGACGCUCUUUCUAUUUUUUUUAUGUAAAUAAACGUCUGUACCUGAGCCUUAUCUGUACAGCACUGAUGUGAAAUCUGCUCCAGCUGCCAAUAUCGAAACCACAAAGAAAGCUGUACUGAGAUCAGCUGUCUGUCUCUAAAAAGGUCAAAACAUCUCCAUUAUUUUUACUGCUGAACAUCAGCGGCUGCUCCUCAGACCUUCUGCCAUUUCCAUAACCCUCGUCCUUUAGAGUACACGCCGAGUUUCACUUUUUCUCUAAGUUUUAUUCCUUUUCUUAUGCUCCGGUUCAGGUGGGCGGGGCUACACCGGGCUCUCGUCUGAGGGUUUAGUAACUCCUUCGUUUCUCAUGUAUCUUUCUUUUCCUCUUUUCUAGCACUACGAUGCUGCUGACUGUGUUUAUGUUGCCAUAUAUUUCACUAAGGUGUCUCUGAUGUAAUACAUUUACAAUGCUUAUGUAUGUCGAGUAAAAAAAACAGCCUGGUUUUAGAUAAAUCGCAGCUCUGUGUCGGGAUUUAUGUAGGAGUUAAAUAGAACUUUGAAUAGAAAUGAGGGUUUAUAAUUCCAUUUAUCUUGCUUUAACAGAAAGAGCUUGUCUGUUUUUUAUUUUAUUUAUAUAUAUACAUACACAUACACACUCACCGGCCACUUUAUUAGAUACACCUUAUUAGUACCGGUGUGGUCUUCUGCUGCUGUAGCCCAUCCGCCUCAAGGUGCGACGUGUUGUGUGUUCAGAGAUGCUCUUCUGCAUACCUCGGUUGUAACGAGCGGUUAUUUGAGUUACUGUUGCCUUUCUAUCAGCUCGAACCAGUCUCUCAAGGCCAUUCUCCUCUGACCUCUGGCAUCAACAAGGCAUUUGCGCCCACAGAACUGCCCUCACUGGAUAUUUUCUCUUUUUCGGACCAUUCUCUGUAAACCCUAGAGAUGGUUGUGCGUGAAAAUCCCAGUAGAUCAGCAGUUUCUGAAAUACUCAGACCAGCCCGUCUGGCACCAACAACCAUGUCACGUUCAAAGUCACUUAAAUCACCUUUCUUCCCCAUUCUGACGCUCGGUUUGAACUGCAGCAUCGUCUUGACCAUGUCUACAUGCCUGAAUGCAUUGAGUUGCUGCCAUGUGAUUGGCUGAUUAGAAAUUUGUGUUAACGAGCAGUUGGACAGGUGUAGCUAAUAAAGUGGCCGGUGAGUGUGUGUGUGUGUGUGUAUAUGUAUAUAUAUAUAUAUCUAUAGACAUCUCUCAUUUAAGGGAUUUUUUUCUCACACUCUUAGCUCUUUAUAAACACACUGCUCCUUAUUUAUUAUUAUUUUUAAUCCAAUUUUUUUAAAUUGCAACCUUUUUAUAUCUACUUCACUUUGUCUGGUCCUAUCGCGCACACACACACACACACACACACACACACACACACUACAUGCUGCACAGCUUAGUGUACGUGUGAGCACAGAGAUGUGAACGUUCUUACAUUAAAUUACUGCUCUUGAUGUUUGGGAAUGAAAUGACCUGUAGAGCAGAGUUCAUGUUACUAUGUUAUAAAACUGGAGUAAAAACCCAUAGUGAGAUUUUUACAGAUACUCUGUUUCACAGCUUGAGGUCAGCAGUGUACACGUGAUCCUUUACAUCAGGCAUCAGAUGAGAGAUCUGAUUUAUGCGUGCUGCUGCAACGUGAUUGGCUGAUUUGGAUAAUUGCAAAAGAAAAAACCCACACAGGAAAACUUAUGCGAGAUAACUUGAUUCACCAAACAUUAUCUACGUGAUCCUGUCUUGGUGUGCACAUACACACACACACUCGCCUCUCAAUCUCAUUAUGAACUUCACAUCUGCUUUGAGUUUAACUUUAAAUAUGUUUCUUUAAACGAUCAUUGUGAUGAUGGAGCAUUUCCUGGUGCUCCCUGGACUUUGUAUUUUAAUGGCAUUCAAAAAGGAAAAAAAAUGAAGUGUAAGUAAAUGUUAGUGAAGUGUGAUGUGUAAGUAAAUGUUACACACACUGCAGACUUUUCAGAUUUUCUCACAUAAUCCCUUUAAAUGUAGAUGACUUUAUCCAGUAGUCAGGUUCUUUAAAACCCUCAUCAUCCUGGAGGGAAACAGCUUUUUUUUUUUAAAACUUGUUUCAUUGCACUCAUUUUUUUUUUUUCUCUCAGACUGAUUACACUGCCAAAAGUCAUACACCAUCAUUUUACACACACACACACACACACACACACACACAAACUAGGUCCAAAACCAAAGAAGCACUGUACAGAAAGUCAAUUUACUUAAACCUUUUUUAUGUGGUGUUCCUGUUUGAUUCUUUAUGAUCUGUUACUGCAGGGAGGAAGUUAAAUAACUGCUUGAUGUUUUUUUUGUAAUAAAUAAUGUAAACCUGU